This is a messenger RNA of Dovyalis caffra, 172 nucleotides long. The record is from the annotation of a GenBank genome assembly. Lineage: Eukaryota; Viridiplantae; Streptophyta; Magnoliopsida; Malpighiales; Salicaceae.
AGAUACAACGGAGUGGUUUGAAGCUUAACUUGGUGAUCUACAAUAUCCUUAUUGAUGGAAUGUGCAAGUUUGGGAAGAUUCAAGAUUCAAAGGAACUAUUUUCCGGAUUGCCUAAUAAAGGGUUUCAGCCUAAUGUUUAUACAUACGACUCAUUAAUUGAUGGACCCCUCCG